Messenger RNA from Adineta steineri, 477 nucleotides. The record is from the annotation of a GenBank genome assembly. NCBI's taxonomy places the organism in Eukaryota, Metazoa, Rotifera, Eurotatoria, Adinetida, Adinetidae.
AUGUCUACAUUAAACUCAUCAAAUUUAAAUCAACAAAUUGAUCAAGCUGCUAAUAAUCAGCAACGACAACAGGAUCAUCAACAGCAAAAUCAAGGCGCUGGUCAAAACAAUAAUAAUCAGCUCAAUGAACGAGAUGAUCAAAAUCUUCUUAGCCAAAAACAACAACAACAAGCUAAUCAAUAUGCUAAUGAUUACAAUCAACAACAACACCAAGCUGAUCAAAAUCAACAAGCUAAUCAAGGUGCUAUAAGUCAACGACAACAGCAGCAAGCUGCUAAUCAAUAUGCUAAUGAUCAGAACCAACAACAACAGCAACAACAGAAUUGUCAAAAUAAUAAUAAUCAACAAGGUAAUCAAGGUGCUAACGCCCAGCAACAAAAACAAGAGGAUUGUCAAUCUGGUUGCGCUCAACAACAUCAACAAGCUGGUCAAGGUGACAAUGCUCAACAGCAACACCAAGCCAAAUUUAUACAUUAA